Molecule: messenger RNA, 2451 nt
Organism: Ruditapes philippinarum (Manila clam)
Lineage: Eukaryota; Metazoa; Mollusca; Bivalvia; Venerida; Veneridae
Product: DNA polymerase subunit gamma-1-like
Exons: 18
Coding region: 1-2385 (794 amino acids)
Biological process (GO): mitochondrial DNA replication
Cellular component (GO): gamma DNA polymerase complex; mitochondrion
Molecular function (GO): DNA-directed DNA polymerase activity; 3'-5' exonuclease activity; DNA binding
Source: RefSeq, a predicted model, not a curated record
AUGUCAUAUCUGCCCAUCUGCACCACUGCUCAUCUGCAUGUUAACCCUGCCCAUCUGCAUGUUAACCCUGCCCAUCAGCAUGUUAGUACUGCCCAUCAGCAUGACUUUGGAGAAUCAAUUACCUUGACCAAAAUCCAUUCAAGUGUAAAAGUCUAUGUUAGUACACCAAUUGUUGAUGGUAUUAAUAGAAUUAUCAGGACAUUUUAUGAAAAAUGCUAUAAAAAAGACCCCUGGUUAUGGAACCUAGACUGGACUAUGAAAGAGUUCAAAAUAAAGAGCAAAAAGAAAGAGUCGAAAAAGAAACAAAAAGGGGAGCAAGGCGAGUUGGAAUCGGUUGAAGAUAUUGACUGCAUACAGCAAGUGUUGAAACAGGAAGAUCGACACUAUAAAAAUAAUACGUACAUGAUGGGCUAUCCUGAAUGGUAUAGAAUACUAUGUACACGUUUCACUAGUGAUGAGUGGUGUCCAGGUCCCCACAAGAUCAGUCAUCAGACGAGAGUGACCCCAAAACUUCUACGUCUCACCUGGGACGGCUAUCCCGUCCACCAUGAUGACACACAUGGCUGGGGAUACCUGGUCCCGGGCAGAACAGAUAACUUGGAGGACCCAGUACUCGAACCUGGCGAAGAAACAUCCAUAGAAAGGCAGUUCCCAUAUGAGGAACUUUGUGAAAUCCUGGGUAUAGGAAAAGAAGCCUCCGCUGUAAGUAUUGAAGAUGAUGAAUGUAUUGAUAGUGAUGAUGAGGGAAAUGUUGAUAUGACAGAUAAAGAGUUUGAACUAAAGAUGGACAAGAUGCUGAAUGGACUUGUAAAUGCCGGUCCCAAAUCUUACAAACAUCGUAAAGAAGGUGAAGACCCGAAGAUAAAAAAAGCAGUCAAGGAAAGAAGAUCAAGAAAACGUUUAAAACAUACAGGAGAUGGACCUUAUGACAGUGUGAAUAUUCCAGGCUGCUGGUUCUUUAAAAUUCCUCACAAGGAUGGGAAGGGUAAGAGAGUUGGUAACCCUCUGGCAAAAGAUUAUGUUAAUCGUGUUGAAGAUGGGACACUGUCGGCACAAUCAGGUCCAGGUGCAGAUCUUGUCCUGAAAUUAAACAAGUCAUCAAACUACUGGAAAAUGAAUCACAAGCGUAUUGAGUCACAGAUGGCAAUAUGGUUUUCUGAUGAGGAGAUAUAUGACCAUAUCAAACAGGCACCAAAUUAUGUAGAGGGGAGUCAAAUAGGAGCAAUAGUUCCCAGAAUUGUCCCUGCUGGUACCAUUACACGGAGGGGUGUGGAACCAACCUGGCUGACAGCUAGUAAUGCAUAUGUGGACAGAAUUGGGAGUGAGUUGAAAUCAAUGGUUCAGGCACCACCAGGAUUCUGUUUUGUAGGGGCUGAUGUUGACUCACAGGAAUUGUGGAUUGGUGCUAUCCUAGGGGAUGCCAACUUUGGAAAGACACAUGGUUGUACAGCUCUGGGUUGGAUGACACUACAAGGCAGUAAGAAAGAGGGCACAGAUCUACACAGUGUGGUUGCCAAAACAGUUGAUAUCUCUAGAGACCAUGCCAAGGUGUUUAACUAUGGGCGUAUAUAUGGGGCAGGCCAGACGUUUGCACAGAAACUUCUCCAACAGUUUAACCAUAGACUUACAAUUGAAGAGGCAAGGCAGAAAGCCAAACUGAUGUUUGCUACUACAAAAGGCAAAAGAUGCUACCGAACAGGGCUGUGGAGUGGUGGGAGUGAAAGCUCUAUGUUUAACAAGCUGGAAGAAAUUGCCAAACAAGAGGAACCCUGCACUCCAGUGCUGGGCUGCCGGAUCAGCAAGGCCUUAGAACCAGAAAAUGUCAGCGAAGAUUUUAUGACAAGUCGUAUAAAUUGGGUCGUACAGAGUUCAGCAGUGGAUUAUCUCCACUUGAUGCUAUCAUGUAUGAGUUGGUUGUUUGAAGAGUACAAUAUCAAAGGACGGUUUUCUAUCAGUAUUCAUGAUGAAGUCAGAUACCUGGUGGCUGAGGAGGAUUGUUACAGAGCAGCUCUAGCUCUACAGAUCACCAAUCUACUAACGCGUUCAAUAUUUGCAUACAAACUUGGUCUUAAGGAUCUGCCUUUAACUGUGGCUUUCUUCAGUGCUGUUGAUAUUGACCAGUGUCUACGGAAGGAAGUAAACCUAGAUUGUGUCACACCAUCAAACCCACAUGGACUUGAAAAGGGCUAUGAUAUACCACAAGGUACAGCUCUAGAUAUUCACCAGAUAUUAGAGAAAACAGGAGGUAGUCUGAAUAAAGAUGUACAAGAGACUGAACAAAACUUUACACAGUUUAAUGAUACUGAAUUUAUUGAAAGCAGCGGAGACAGUUCCGAAGAGAAUAUGGAAAAUAAUGAAACUAUUUCUGGGACAGUGCAUGCAUGAACUACUUUAAUUGCUAGAGCUGAGGUGUAAUAAAUAUGAUUAAUUUUGGACAGCUACUGAUUUGUC